CAGGAAGACGCCUGCGGAGCCGGGCUGCUGGUGCAGCGGCUGCAGAGGCGGCGGGUGCCGCCGCAUCCGGACUCAUUAGCUCCGAGGCCGUGCCGCGUCUCCGGGUGGGGAGGCGGGCGGUGGCCAGGCCCGAGGCUGCGGAGGUGUGCCCGGCCCGCUGAGGCAGAGGAGGCGUUCGGGCCUGUCACAGCCCGUCAGGGUGGCGCCCACACUCCUGACAGGGUAAGAUGGCGGCCAUGGCGCCCGGCGGUGGCGGCGGCGGCGUGAAUCCUUUCCUUAGCGACUCCGACGAGGAUGACGACGAGGUCGUCGCGCCCGAGGAGCGACGGGCAGGACUUCGGCUGGGGGCCGGGGGCGGCCUCGAUCCGGGCUCGGCGGACUCGCUGUCGCCCCAGGACCCGGUGGCCUUGGGGGGCGGCGCGCGGCCGGGAUUCCCGGGGGAGCCGGCGGCGGGGGCGCUUGGGUGCCCCGGGGAGCCCCCGGCCCGCCUGUCCAUCGACGCGAUCGCCGCGCAGCUGCUGCGCGAUCAGUACCUGCUGACUGCGCUGGAGCUGCACACCGAGCUGCUGGAGAGCGGCCGCGAGCUGCCGCGCCUGCGCGACUACUUCUCCAACCCAGGCAACUUCGAGAGGCAGAGCGGGACCCCGCCGGGGCCGGGGGCGCCGGGCGGCCCGGGAGCGGCGGGCGGCGGCGGCGCUGGAGGCCGGGAGCCGAGCACCGCGUCGGGCGGGGGACAGCUCAAUCGAGCUGGGAGCAUCAGUACCCUUGAUUCUUUAGACUUUGCAAGAUAUUCAGAUGAUGGUAACCGGGAAACAGAUGAGAGAGUAGCAGUCCUGGAGUUUGAACUACGGAAAGCCAAGGAGACCAUUCAGGCCCUCCGAGCCAACCUGACAAAGGCUGCAGAGCAUGAAGUUCCUUUACAGGAACGAAAAAAUUACAAAUCAAGUCCUGAAAUUCAGGAGCCAAUCAAACCUCUUGAAAAGAGAGCCCUAAACUUCUUAGUCAAUGAAUUCUUAUUGAAGAAUAAUUAUAAGCUUACGUCAAUAACUUUUUCAGAUGAAAAUGAUGAUCAGGAUUUUGAACUAUGGGAUGAUGUAGGAUUAAAUAUUCCUAAACCACCGGAUUUGCUACAACUCUAUCGAGAUUUUGGAAAUCAUCAAGUGACAACGAAAGAUCUUGUGGAUGUGGCCAGUGGAGUAGAAGAAGAUGAAUUAGAGGCUCUUACACCAAUUUUAGCCAACCUUCCUCCAACCCUUGAAACUCCGCAGACUGUAGAGAACUCCUUGCUAGUACAGAAGUUAGAAGAUAAAAUUAGUUUAUUAAAUAGUGAAAAGUGGUCUUUGAUGGAGCAGAUCAGAAGACUUGAAAGUGAAAUGGACUUCCUCAAAAAUGCUCACUUUGCCAGCCCUAUAGUUUCUGACUCUGUUCAGUCUUCUUUGGAUCAGCCUCCUUACAAAGUCUCUGGAGACAGUGAACAGAAUCAAGUUUUAAGUAGUUCAGACAUGGGUAAAGAGAAGGAUGAAGCUGACGCCCUGAUUCCUAAGGAGAAUUUAUCAAAUACUUUCCCUAGGAGAGACAAAGAAGGAAUGCCAUCUUCUUCUCCUUCUACUAAAAAUGCAGUGUCUUUUGAUAAGCCCAAUAGGAAAUUGUCACCGGCUUUCCAUCAAGCACUUCUCUCUUUUUGUCGAAUGUCUGCAGAUAGUCGUUUAGGAUCAGAGGUGUCUAGGAUUGCAGACAGUGAAAAAAGUGUCAUGUUGAUGCUGGGCCGAUGCCUGCCGCACAUUGUUCCUAAUGUGCUGUUAGCAAAAAGAGAGGAGUUGAUCCCCCUCAUAUUGUGUACAGCUUGCCUCCAUCCUGAGCCUAAAGAGAGAGAUCAGCUCCUCCAUAUACUUUUCAAUUUGAUCAAGCGGCCAGAUGAUGAGCAAAGACAAAUGAUACUGACUGGUUGUGUGGCAUUUGCACGUCAUGUUGGACCAACUCGAGUAGAAGCUGAACUUUUACCACAGUGUUGGGAACAGAUUAAUCACAAAUAUCCAGAAAGACGACUGCUUGUGGCAGAAUCCUGUGGAGCAUUGGCACCUUACCUUCCGAAAGAAAUUCGUAGCUCCUUGGUUCUUUCAAUGUUGCAACAGAUGUUAAUGGAAGAUAAGGCAGAUUUGGUAAGAGAAGCUGUGAUCAAAAGCCUUGGGAUCAUUAUGGGAUACAUUGAUGAUCCAGACAAAUAUCAACAGGGAUUUGAAUUACUGUUGUCCGCUUUGGGAGACCCCUCAGAAAGAGUAGUGAGUGCAACACAUCAAGUAUUUUUACCAGCUUAUGCUGCCUGGACUACAGAACUUGGAAAUCUACAGGCCCACCUUAUACCUACAUUGCUGAGCAAGAUUGAAAAACUUCUCAGGGAAGGAGAGCAUGGGCUGGAUGAGCAUAAGCUCCACAUGUAUCUCUCUGCCUUGCAGUCCUUGAUCCCAUCACUCUUUGCACUAGUGCUACAGAAUGCACCUUUCUCCAGCAAGGCCAAGCUUUAUGGUGAAGUGCCACAAAUAGAAGUUACUAGGUUCCCUCGGCCUAUGUCACCUCUUCAAGAUGUGUCUACUAUUAUUGGAAGUCGUGAACAAUUGGCGGUGCUGCUACAACUUUAUGAUUACCAGCUGGAGCAUGAGGGUACAACAGGCUGGGAGAGUUUGCUAUGGGUUGUCAAUCAAUUGUUGCCACAACUUAUAGAAAUAGUUGGCAAAAUUAAUGUCACUUCAACUGCCUGUGUCCAUGAAUUCUCCAGAUUUUUCUGGCGCCUUUGCCGGACAUUUGGCAAAAUUUUUACAAACACUAAGGUCAAACCUCAGUUCCAGGAGAUUUUAAGAUUGUCUGAAGAAAACAUUGAAUCCUCAGCGGGAAAUGGAGUUCUCACUAAAGCUACAGUCCCCAUUUAUGCAACAGGAGUCCUUACAUGUUAUAUUCAGGAAGAAGACCGAAAACUGUUAGUUGGAUUCCUAGAAGAUGUAAUGACACUGCUUUCGCUCUCUCAUGCUCCUCUUGAUAGUCUGAAGGCAUCUUUUGUGGAACUGGGUGCAAAUCCAGCCUACCAUGAGUUACUACUAACUGUCUUAUGGUAUGGUGUUGUCCACACCUCAGCACUUGUAAGGUGCACUGCUGCUAGGAUGUUUGAGCUGUUGGUGAAGGGGGUGAAUGAAACUCUGGUAGCUCAGAGGGUUGUUCCUGCUCUCAUUACUCUCUCCAGUGACCCUGAAAUCUCUGUCAGGAUUGCCACAAUUCCAGCCUUUGGCACUAUUAUGGAAACAGUUAUUCAAAGAGAGUUACUGGAAAGAGUGAAGAUGCAGUUGGCUUCUUUCCUGGAAGAUCCUCAGUAUCAAGACCAGUAUUCCCUGCACACAGAGAUCAUUAAAACAUUUGGUAGAGUUGGGCCUAAUGCAGAACCAAGGUUCCGAGAUGAGUUUGUUAUACCACAUUUGCAUAAGUUAGCCUUGGUGAACAAUUUACAAAUUGUGGAUUCUAAGAGACUGGACAUUGCUACCCAUCUUUUUGAAGCCUACAGUGCACUUUCCUGUUGUUUCAUUUCAGAGGAGUUAAUGGUUAAUCACUUUUUGCCUGGUCUGAGAUGUUUACGAACUGACAUGGAACAUCUUUCUCCAGAGCACGAGGUUAUUUUAAGUUCCAUGAUAAAAGAAUGUGAACAGAAAGUAGAGAACAAGACCGUCCAGGAGCCUCAAGGCUCAAUGUCAAUCGCUGCAAGCUUAGUAAGUGAAGACACAAAGACCAAGUUUCUGAACAAAAUGGGUCAGCUGACAACAUCAGGGGCCAUGCUGGCCAACGUGUUUCAGAGGAAAAAGUAGAAGCAAGAAGGACAGCCCAGUCAACACUAAGAUGGACCUCAAGCAGGCUGCUCCCUGUACUGAAGUACUUGCCUUUUUUUGUUUUGUUUUGUGUUCUUUUGUUAUAAUUUUCUCUAACCUCCAAAGAUAUUUGCACUGCUUUUGAUUAUUGCUGUAUAUCUGUUACUUUCGGAGUUAUAACUGUGGCGAUAGAGUACUGAGUUGAUGCUCUGUACCAAGUCCCUCUUCUGUGUUCUUUUUUCCUUGAAUUUUUUUUACAUAUGUAUAUAAAUAUACAUAUAUGUAAUGAUUUUUUUUAAGUUUUGGAUGGUAUAUCGGCAAAUAUCUGUAUUAUACACUAAGCUAUUACAAUGGUACUCAAAAUAAUGUAAAUUCGAAGUCAUUGUUAUAAAGUAAUAAAAUGGAGAUUACUUAAGUAUUUAAAUUAUGAAGAAUAAUGCAGACUUUUUAUUGUUUCUUAACUGACUAGAAAGAGCCACCAGCAUUACUCUGUGCCUUUUGGACUUCAGUUUGUGUGUCUGUAGGAGCCAUGCAUUCCUUCACACAGUAUUUAUAAUGCUGUGGUGAAUCUGAACUACAGACCCUACAGUGAGUAGACAAUGAUGAAUUCUUCGACAUCUCAGAGCUCUCGUGAAUAUACUUUAAGUGCUAUUUCAGUCUCCCUGGCACUCACACGCAUCUAAUGGACUUACCUGAGCAAAGACAGCACCUAAGCCCAGAGUGGUAACCAAGGAGAUGUUGACUGACAGCUGUGUAGUAAAUUCAGAUACUCAAAAGAGAAAUGGAAGAGUUAAUAAUUGUGAUUUUUUUUUUUUUGCCCAGUUUGAAAUGAAAAGGAAAAAUAAGGUUUGAAUUAGAAAGUUAACACUUACUUACCUAAAAUAUUUUAUUCAAGGUGUCUUUUUAACUCCAGAGAUUUAUCUUUUCACACACACACACACAUACCCGUGUGUUACAGAGAAGUACGGAAAAGUCUAGGACAUCUGGGGGCUGCCUUUUUCCCUCCAAACUAAAGUUGACAUCGCUAAACUAUUCUUGGCUAAUUAUCACCUUGUCCCUUAAAGUCAGUGGCUGUUGUUGUGUUGGGUGUUUCAUAGAGUAUGUCAUGCACAGGUCCACUGGGACUUGGUAGUUUGUCUGUGUAUAAUGCAGCGUGAAGUAGGAAAGCAAAGUACUGGAUAUAAAGGAGUAGUUGGGCUGAGGGGUGAAUAAUUGGAUGCCUUUUUAAAAGAAAUGAAUAUUUUGAUAAAGAGAAUUUUCGUUUGAGCACAGUUGAUGUACAUAAGUGCUUCUCAUGUUCAUUGUAUAAACUGGUUUAAUAUACUGAGAACACGGUUGGAUUACAUUCACUUCUGGGGAAAGCUUGCUGACCAUACGUUCAAGCUUAUAAAACAUGUUGCCAUGGGUAAAGCCAUUCUAAAUGUUCAUUUUGAAAUUAUUUCUUUUACCUACAGUGAAAUAGUUGUUAACUAGGUCUUUCUGGAAACUGUUGCAUUCUAGGCAUUCCUGAGAAAUAGAAAGUGGCUACCUUUCAUGUCAAAAAUGUUGAUCUGUUAUAAAUAAACUGUUUUUGCAUA
Messenger RNA from Erinaceus europaeus (western European hedgehog), 5422 nucleotides. RefSeq names its product RAB11 binding and LisH domain, coiled-coil and HEAT repeat containing (gene RELCH). Gene Ontology annotation, molecular function: protein binding. Gene Ontology annotation, biological process: intracellular cholesterol transport. The transcript is spliced from 29 exons. Lineage: Eukaryota; Metazoa; Chordata; Mammalia; Eulipotyphla; Erinaceidae. Gene Ontology annotation, cellular component: trans-Golgi network; recycling endosome. The record is from RefSeq and is a predicted model, not a curated record. The coding region runs from base 228 to 3845 and encodes 1205 amino acids.